Ectocarpus sp. CCAP 1310/34 is the source of this 542-nucleotide messenger RNA. NCBI's taxonomy places the organism in Eukaryota, Phaeophyceae, Ectocarpales, Ectocarpaceae. The record is from the annotation of a GenBank genome assembly.
AUGCUGUCCAUGUACCCAGUUGACUUAAGCGGGGAAGAGGCGCGCUGUCUCUACCAGCAGCUCGACUCGGAUCGUGACGGCGCUCUUGGAGCAGAAGACCUCCUGAGGGGAGCUUCCACCGUAGCUUCAUUCUUCGCGAACCGGCAGCGCAUCAGCAAGGACAAGGCGGGUCGCCAAAGGGAGGGACAGAAAAGUACGCUAGCCAGGCUGGCCGAGAGGAAUGCUACUCUACAGAAUGACGAACCUAUGAGUACGCAAAUUCGAAGUCGCGGUGGUCGCUCUUCGGAAUGGAGGCGAAACAAUCAUGUUGAAUCAAGGUACCCAUUUGGAGGCUGAGGCACAACACUGACAACAUCUCUCCGGAAGGUAUCGACCCCACGAAGCUGCCCCAAGAGGAGUUGUCCUUGAUGGAUACACCGAAGCACCUGGCGCCACUUGAUUGUUGGUCCGUAAAUACACCAUCGUUUGGAACACUGGCGCGUAUCCUAGUAUAGUACUCCGACUGGGGUUGCGGGAUGGCCUCGUCUGCGGCCCAAGCAUGA